AUGACCAAGAGUAGAUUUGAAGCAUUUGAAAGAGAAUGGAAUGACCACCGUACUGCCCUUGUUGUCCCCUUCUUUAACGACAGAAACAAUCAAAGACUGCGUGAAAGGGCAGAGGCUACCCUCUUGCUCACGGACAACAUUGAGCAUGAGUACGCUGUAACAGUUGAUCAGCUGUCGUUUCUCAAUUCAAGACAUUUCUCCAUUACAACAAGCGGCUAUAUAGCAGGCUUAAAGCGUCAGCUUUUAGCAAAAAAUCAACCAACUUGA
Messenger RNA from Mucor velutinosus, 267 nucleotides. RefSeq lists its product as uncharacterized. The record is from RefSeq and is a predicted model, not a curated record. The transcript is spliced from 2 exons. Bases 1 to 267 code for a protein of 88 amino acids. NCBI's taxonomy places the organism in Eukaryota, Fungi, Mucoromycota, Mucoromycetes, Mucorales, Mucoraceae.